UUGUGGGACAAGGGUCUGCUUUAUUACAUUUUGUCUCUGAUCCACUGUACCAAACCAGGGAUAAUCUGCUGUUUAUAAUGAUCUUUAGAAAUUCUGUGACUCAACAACAGCAGGAUUUAAGGUAGAGGAGUGUUUAGGUGAUACUCAUUUUGAUCCCAUGCAUUCUGUCCGCUUGGAAGCAGGAGCUGUGGCGAGAUGUAAGGAAUUAAACAUGCAGGACUGGAAUCUGAAAGGUGUCAAGUAUCCUGGGAAUAAGCGCCCUCGAUUCCCAGCAGUUGCAAGUUGUACAGUAAUGUGAGUUAAUGGAUUAUGAGCAGAGAGUGGUGGGAUUCAGCUGUUAGUCGGAACUUCUACACAUACUUUGUGUAGGAAGGGUUGUGCUUGAGAAAAAGGAGAUCUGUACGGCUAGAGGAGGAAAUUCAAGGAGAGGAUCCUUGAUUUUUUUUUUUCUUAGUUUGUGUUGUGUUUCUGUGGAUGGAGCAGACUUUACCUGAAUUGGUGAGGAAGAUGAAGCAUGGAACAACCUUAUUUCUUCCCAUUUUGAGGUUAUUUGCAGCCUAGAGGCACUUGGAGAGAAAAUAAGGCACUACUGCACUUCCUACCCUUGUGCGCACACCUACCUUGAUGAUGCAGCCUUCCCUGGAUAUCAAACCCUUUAUGUCCUUCCCUGUGGACAGCAGCUCUGCUGUUGGAUUCUUCCCAAAUUUUAACACAAUGGAUCCUGUGCAAAAAGCAGUCAUAAACCAUACAUUUGGAGUGUCCAUUCCCCCAAAGAAGAAACAAGUCAUUUCCUGUAAUGUCUGCCAGCUUCGCUUUAACUCUGAUAGCCAGGCUGAGGCCCACUACAAAGGAAGUAAACAUGCCAAGAAGGUCAAAGCACUAGAGGCAACGAAAAACAAAGCCAAAGUUGGUUCUUCCAAGGACAGCGCAAAGGCUAACACAAGCUGCUCCACCACGCCCGUCACAGCCAACAUCUCUGACAAAUCAGAAGAUAAAGGGAAAGCAAAACCCAAUAGUGCAAGUCAGCAGUCCAGUACAGAAGCAGGUCUUUUUCUUCCCAAACCUGGGGUGGCAGCCGUGGCACCUGUAACACCUGCCUCAUCCUCCAAGAGCACGAAUGGAGCUCCAAACACAGUUUCUGAGUCAGAAGAGGAAAAAGCCAAAAAACUGCUUUACUGUUCAUUAUGCAAAGUGGCUGUGAAUUCCCUGUCACAACUAGAAGCCCACAAUACAGGCUCCAAGCACAAGACCAUGGUCGAGGCUCGAAACGGUGCUGGUCCCAUCAAGUCCUACCCUAGACCUGGAUCCCGGCUGAAGGUGCAGAACGGCAGUAAAGGCUCAGGACUGCAAAACAAGACAUUUCAUUGUGAAAUCUGUGAUGUCCAUGUUAAUUCAGAAAUUCAACUUAAACAGCACAUUUCCAGCCGAAGGCAUAAGGACAGAGUUGCAGGAAAGCCUAUGAAGCCUAAAUAUAGUCCUUACAACAAAUUGCAGCGCAGCCCAAGUAUUUUAGCAGCAAAACUCGCAUUCCAGAAGGACAUGAUUAAGCCGCUGGCACCUGCUUUCCUUUCAUCUCCUCUGGCUGCAGCUGCAGCGGUGUCGUCGGCCCUGUCCCUCCCUCCCCGCCCCACAGCCUCCUUGUUCCAGGCGCCCGCCAUCCCCCCAGCUCUCCUCAGGCCAGGCCACGGUCCCAUCCGGGCAACACCCGCCUCCAUACUUUUUGCACCAUACUAAUUUAUUGAUGUAAAAAAGAGAUAACUAUGGCCAGUAGAAAGGGCAAAAGAAAAGCAGGAAAGGGGUUGAGAUUUGUAAACGUCUUUCUCUUUUGAAACGUCAUCCAGCAUGACACCUCAACCAACCACGCCGUAAAAUUCAUCAUUAUUGGUACUGCAUUUUGGAGUCUAGACAGCUUUCUUUCUCAGUCUCUCUCUGUAUUUCUUUUUUAAUCCAAAUGCAGAGUGAUUUAUUAAAAACUUAAUUGCUCAUAAAAUUUAUACCAUUAAAUAUUCAUGCAGCUGUUAUUUUUUUUCUUUCUUCAAUGUAUAUGAUGCACCUUGGAAUCAAGAAACGUAAAAUAUUUUCCUGACAGACUUGAAAACUAGGGUCUUCCUCACUCACACUUAUGUAAAUACUUCUCUGAAAACCAAUGGAGUAUAAUCUAAUGUGAGAAAGAAGGUAGAUGAACCAAAUGUUUGAUUAUGGAUAACAUCUCAAAAAUGAAUUGCGUCCUCUUUUUUUUCAGUGUGCUCUUGUUGACAGGGAUUGUGUGCUGUCCUAGGCCCCAGUACUGGUGUAUUUUGUGUAGUACUAAAGAUGUACCACAUGUCUGAUUUUAAUAUUUUUAGUUUAUGUGCAAAUGUUUGAAAGCAAUGCAGCGCUGAAGCUUUUAAUUAUUUCUUUUGUGUCACACUUUAUUUAGAGAACUUAAAAAUAGAAAGCCAUAUAACAUAUAGUUAAGAUUACUACUUGUUUGCUACUUUCAUUUAACUUAUUUUUGUUGUUUCUUCACUGGUGUUGCUAAACAAUGCUUAAAGAGAAAAAAAGCUUUUCAAUUGCACAUUACCACAGCUCUCAUGCAUUGUUCAGACGACAAUGGAUCCAUGUAUUUGUACGUAAAUAUCCUUUUUUUCUUCAUUUCUAACUAGUUUCCUUUGUAAUGAUGCUGCAUAACGUUGUGGCUCCCUAAUGCAAUAAUGUACAGAAUAUAAAAUAUUUAUAAAUGACCAUAUUCUCUGUUUACUAAAUAUAUUGCAGUAAUGCUCCACCUGUCUUCUUACCUCCCCAGCCCUUUUAUAAAGGUGAUAUCAAUAUACAGUACUCAGACUGAAGUAAUUAUGUGAUAAUGGGGACAAAAGAAGAAAGGGAAAAAAAAUAGAACUAACUUUUAGAGCAUCUUUAUCUGCAAUCCAUAAUAGCAAAUGUCUGUGUAUUUUUUUAAAUGUACCUUUUCAAUAAAAUAAUAAGAAAAAAUA
Messenger RNA from Columba livia (rock pigeon), 2972 nucleotides. RefSeq names its product zinc finger protein 385B (gene ZNF385B). The transcript is spliced from 8 exons. The coding region runs from base 625 to 1734 and encodes 369 amino acids. Lineage: Eukaryota; Metazoa; Chordata; Aves; Columbiformes; Columbidae. Gene Ontology annotation, cellular component: nucleus. The record is from RefSeq and is a predicted model, not a curated record. Gene Ontology annotation, molecular function: zinc ion binding; nucleic acid binding.